Knipowitschia caucasica is the source of this 1326-nucleotide messenger RNA. NCBI's taxonomy places the organism in Eukaryota, Metazoa, Chordata, Actinopteri, Gobiiformes, Gobiidae. The record is from the annotation of a GenBank genome assembly.
AUGCAGAGGACUGGCCCCGUCACCAUGGCAACGACACUGCGGAUUAUAAUUACUUCAUUUCAAUUACCUCCAAUAAAAGGCAGUGGGAAUUUAAAUUACAAUCUCUGGGCCUCAGGAGUGGUUCUUGACAGUGACUCCAUCAUGAUGAACAACGUGGCCGACUGGCUGGUCCAGAACAGGGAUAAGAUCGAGAAGGGCGUGGAGAUCAUGGGGCAGGCCUCUGAGGUGCUGGCGGCCACAGUGGGACAGCUGCACCCUGUCCUGGAGGCCGUCUUCAUGGCCUCCUCAGAGAUCUUCAGUAACCCUGAUGGGCAGGAGGCGCGCUUCCUCACCCAGCAGCUGGAGCAGGUCAACAGCAAACUGGAGGGCAUCCAGAACGAGAUCGACCAGAUUGCGCUGGAGCUGCAGCGCACCUCCAUGAACAAGCAGAACUUUGACCGCGAGGCGCAGAUGCUGAGUCAGUACGAGAAGUUCCAGGACUUUGUGAACGCCAAGCCCAAGUUCAAGGAGAAGAAGAUGCAGAAGUUCAUCAGCCACUUUGAGAACACGGACGGCGACCUCAACCUGGACUCGCUCUACAACUCUCUGACGGGCGAGAACAUGUCCGGGGACCCCAUGUUGGAGACCGUAGUGACCACCGAGCGCCGCAACCGCCGGGCCGUGGAGGACUUCUGCGCACGCCUCAAGAAGCUGUUCGUGGUAGGCAUCAUUGCGGUCAUGGGCCACGCCGCGCUUACAGAGAAGGCGGUAGGCGAGGAGAUGGUUGAGAAGUGGCAAACGCGCAUGGCGGACGUGGAGACGCGCAUGAAGGCAGCAGUGGAGGAGUGUACGCAGAACUUUGCGGUGCAGGCCCAGAGCGACGUGGAGCUACAGCUGCAGGAAAACCCGGGCGCCGCCACCGCAGAGUUCACUGCCGCUCUGCUGGACACGCUGGUGAAGAAGUACGACUGGGUGUGCUGGUCCGUGCGCGUCUUCAACAACCGCGAACGCAUCUUUUUCUUCAACUGGCUCGCGGGGAAGAAGUGCCACGGGAGCGGGGGCGCUAACUGGUUUGACUUUCUCACCAAGACCAACGUGAAGGUGGUGGUGUCCUUCAGCGUGGAUCCCAAGCCCAUAGACAAGAAGCAGAUCGCGGAGCAGAUCGAGCGGCAGAAGUUGCGCGGGAACAUGAUGCAGGUGGCGCUGAGUUUGAACAAGAGCUUCCCAAACUGCCUGGUGCACGCGGUCAGCCACUACAAGGAGGUGAUAGAGACCAACAGCUUCCAGCCUGAGUGCUACUACUACGGCAAGCACAAGCGAGCGUACGUCUGCGUGCACCAGGAGUAG